Messenger RNA from Fusarium coffeatum, 2205 nucleotides. RefSeq lists its product as uncharacterized. The coding region runs from base 1 to 2205 and encodes 734 amino acids. The transcript has a single exon. Gene Ontology annotation, molecular function: protein kinase activity; ATP binding. Lineage: Eukaryota; Fungi; Ascomycota; Sordariomycetes; Hypocreales; Nectriaceae. Gene Ontology annotation, biological process: protein phosphorylation. The record is from RefSeq and is a predicted model, not a curated record.
AUGAACACGCCCCACGCCCCCCGAACAACGACGGCGCUGCCCCUCGACGACAAUUCUCACGACACAGCAAACAACACUUUUAGAGGUCGUGAUACCUCCCUUCGCUCAUCUUCUCGUCCCAUACCAGUUCCAGGCCAUAGCCGUGCUGGUGCAUCCCUUACACCAAACCCCCGUCGGCACGACCACGCCUAUGCUACACUGUCCACUAGUCCUCUGUCGUCCUUCACGCUUCCUGAUGUCUCUGUCACCACGCCGCCACUUGCUCAUUUUCGCGCCGAUACUACAAUAGCACCGGCUUCCAUACAAGACGGGGAACUCCCCCCGGCGCAACCACAAACACUGACUAUUGGGUCACCGGCUGUCCCGAGACGUUCUGUCAGCCCUGUCGGCGGUUUACGCAUCUCGACUGAUUUUAUCCAACGCCCGAAAACACCGGACCGUCGCGAGUCUUUUAACAACGGAAACGGCAAUGGCUCUUCUCGAGGCUCAUCGUCAUUGAACCACAGGGCUUCAUUUAACAACCUACACCCUCUUUCGAGGACCCCGAGUCUGAAGGCGGCUUUGAAUAACAGUCUUGGCUCUGUCAGUGGAACGAGUAGCCUCGUACCUAGCCCGAUUAUUUCUGCUAUGGGAGAUAUGACGCCUCUCCCGAGCCCGCUCAUGACGGGUGAUUCUCCAGGACCCUGGAAGAGGCUGAGCGUGGGUUCCUCGUCACCUCAUCAGCAGCGCCUCACGAGUGUUGGAGAGGGCUCUGUUCUGGUCACAAGCACAGGCGAAUCGAUUGAUGCUGCACUUGCAAAUGGUGCUAAACGCAAAAUAUAUUCAACCCUCGAGCCCGGCGACCACAUACCGCCACAGCCAUCCGUUAACCAGCCGCCCAAGCACCAUACACGAAACCGAAGCGUGAGCGAGUACAAGCCUGAUCCUAUGAAUAUCCCCAAGAGACAGAUAUCAGUCUCUGCACGACCGAACAACGAAGCCGCUCCACGGGAGCCCUCAAUACGACGAGAAGCCAACCUUGCUGAAUCCCGGGGACUUACACCUUCGGUCGUCAAGCCACCUACGCCUCCUCCUAGUGAGUCGUCGCGAGACUCUGCCGAUGGAAGCAGUAAACCUCGAGGACACAACUUUGAAUAUUUUGAAGCAAACGGACGCAAUGAUAAGAAGCGCCGACGGUGGAGAGCUGUGCGGAUGCUUGGUCAGGGCACGUUCAGCAGAGUCAUGCUGGCAACGAGUCAGAUAGAACCUGACGAGGACUCCCCUGAGGUUGACCAUGGGAGGCUUACACCCAAGCCUGAGCAAAGCCUUGACCGCAAGACUUUGGUUGCUGUCAAGGUUUGUGAGCAUGGUCCAAAAGGUGGUGCCAGUGAAGAACGUGUUGAGAUGAGCUUGAAGCGAGAGCUUGAGAUCAUGCUCUCAAUACACCAUCCCUCGCUAGUCGAUCUGAAGGCUUGGAGCAUUGAGCCGAGCCGAGCCAUUCUUGUGCUGAGCUAUUGCCCAGGAGGUGAUAUGUUCGAUAUUGCCACGACGCAUCGCGCUGUGCUCAAGGAGCCUCUACUGCGAAGAAUAUUCGCCGAGAUGGUUGGUGCAGUGGCCUAUCUCCACGAGAGGAGGAUUGUUCACCGAGAUAUCAAGCUUGAGAAUGUUCUUGUCAACCUCACACCCUCUGAGCUUGCCGAUCCGUCAAUUGAUUGGGCGACCUACCCCUACUCAGUUGUCAACCUGGGUGAUCUGGGACUCUCAAGACGCAUCGCAGAUGACGAGAAGCUCGAGACUCGAUGUGGAUCCGAGGACUAUGCAGCACCUGAGGUCAUCAUGGGUCAGCCCUACGAUGGUCGGGCGACUGAUGCUUGGUCACUUGGUGUACUCCUUUACGCUCUCCUCGAGGCGCGACUCCCAUUUGAUCCUCACCCAGGUAUGAGUGAUGCGCAUAGGAUGCGUAGUCGCACCAGUCAUCGAAUUGCCAGAGUCGAGUGGAAGUGGGUAGAAUACUACGGUGAUGACACCGACCACGACGGCGAUGAGGCCAAGUUCAAGGCUAAGGGUCUGCUUGGUGCCAUGGAGAUCACGGAAGGAUUGCUGAGACGCGCCAGGGGUCGAUGGACCGUUGACAAGGUGGCCAAAACCCCUUGGGUCCAGGAUGCCAUUAAGGUCGAAGGCGGUAUACGCUUUCGAGAGGAGAAAGACGGCGAAGAAGUGUCUUGA